This is a messenger RNA of Triticum aestivum (bread wheat), 1812 nucleotides long. Its product is annotated as proline-rich receptor-like protein kinase PERK12. Gene Ontology annotation, biological process: protein phosphorylation. The transcript is spliced from 10 exons. The record is from RefSeq and is a predicted model, not a curated record. NCBI's taxonomy places the organism in Eukaryota, Viridiplantae, Streptophyta, Magnoliopsida, Poales, Poaceae. Gene Ontology annotation, molecular function: protein kinase activity; ATP binding. The coding region runs from base 1 to 1812 and encodes 603 amino acids.
AUGCCCAAGAUCAAGGUUAACUUGACUUGCCAGAUCGAGCUGCCAAUGCCCGAGAUCAACCAAAGACCGGCUUUGGCCCGAGCAGCAGUCCCCGGCAGAUGGAGCCAGCAGCGGAAGGCGCUCAAAGCACUCUCCAAUCUCCAUGGUAUCGACGCGAUUGCUGCGGACUUGUCGGGCGGCAGGAUCACCGUCACCGGCGUGGUCGACCCUGUCGAUGUUGUGGGCAAGCUGCGAAGGUUGUUUGGGAACGCAGAGAUCGUCUCGGUCGAUGUUGUCGGCAAGGAGGAGUCCGAGAGGAAAGGCAAGAAGGAGCCUCCUCCUCCUCCUCGUCCUCCUCCCAAAAUAGUGGAAUGUCCCUAUCCCUAUCCCUUCCCCUAUCCUCCUCCUCCUCCUCCUCCUCCUCCUCCUCCUCGGUACGAGUUUACAGUCGGGUUCUUGCACAGCAUCACAGACAAUUUCUCCGAGGAGCGCAUCAUUGGCCGUGGUCGGCAUGGACUAGUCUACAAGGGAGUGCAGGACAAUGGGGUAUGCAUUGCUGUGAAGAAGCUUCACCUCAUGUCGGGGCUUGACGAUGAGGAAUUCAAAAAUGAGUUUAAUAAUCUUAUGAGGGUCGGACAUCAAAAUACCAUACCGUUGGUUGGUUACUGCCAUCAUAUAGCACAGGUGCUUGUUGAGCACAAUGGAAAGCAUGUUUCUGCUCGAGUAGAAGAAAGAUAUUUAUGCUCCGAAUACAUGGAGGGAGGAAACCUUGACAAGCAUCUUUCUAAUGAACCAUGUGCACUUGCUUGGCACACAUGUUACAAAAUAAUUACAGGGGUAUGUGAGGGUUUACAUUACCUUCAAAAAGGAGUUGAGUAUCCUAUUUACCAUCUGGAAUUAAAACCUAACAAGAUUUUGCUGGAUAACGACAUGAUACCCAAAAUUGGAGGUUUUGGCUUCUCUAGACUCUUUGAUACAACAGAAACCUUCAAUACAUCAGAAGUUGCGCAAACAAGGUACUACAUGCCACCAGAAUACAUCAGCAAACGGCAAAUCACACCAAAAUUUGAUGUAUUCAGUAUGGGCAUUAUAAUCUUGCAAAUAAUGGCAGGAAAGGAGAGCUACACCAAAUAUGCAGAUAUUCCACCCAAAGAAUUUAUUGAACAUGUAUAUGGAUUCUGGGUAAAUAAGAUGCAGGGCACAAUAUCGAAGCAUACUUCACGUGAAGUUAGAACAUGCGUCGAAAUAGCUCUAAAAUGCGUGGAGUCCAGUCAAGUGAAGAGGACUACUAUAAAUCAGAUCAUACAAAGACUGAAAAAGAUUGAUAUUGUUGAGUGCUCAUCUAUAGAUGAGCUAUAUAGCACAAGGGAGUUUGCAUUUGAGUUCUUAGAAUGUAUUACAAAUGACUUUUCUGACCAGAACAAAGUUGGCAGUGGUGGAUAUGGAGAUGUUUACAAGGGAGUGUUGGACAAUGGAGAAGAGAUUGCUGUUAAGAAACUGCAUCAACUGGGCAUUGAUGAUGAGCAAUUUAAGAAUGAGGUUAAUAAUCUAAUGAGGGUCCAACACGAAAAUAUUGUACGUUUAGUUGGCUACUGCUACCAUACAUCACAAAUAUUUGUUGAGUACAAAGGAAAACAUGUAUCUGCUAGUGUGGUAGAAAGAGCGAUUUGUUUCAAAUACAUGCAGGGUGGAAGCCUUAACGAUCAACCUUUUCUCCUCCUGGAUAUCCGAACGCUUGACGUAUGCUUCCUCCUUCUUCGUCAACAUGUCCUCGAACUUCUCCUCAACUUGGCAGCCGCACCAUCUCGCUUCGUCCUCUCCUCCUCCCACUAA